UUGGAUUAAAAUAAUAUUUCUAAAGCUCAGUAUUUCCCCAUGACCUAUAAAUAUAGGGACUCAGUUUCCCCUCUGUCUUUGUGUCUCUUCUCUCCAGUGACACUGAGUUCCUGGCAACCUUCAGCCAUGAAGAUCCUUUAUCUGCUCUUUGCUGUCUUCUUUCUGGUGCACCAGGGUGCAACAGAAUUCUCCCAGGCUCAGAAUCUCAACAGGAGAUGUGUACUCCAGGGGGGUACCUGCUACUAUCUGAGAUGUCCCCAAUUUAUUAGGACAGUCCUUGGAAGAUGCUACAAUCGUGGUGUUUGCUGUGGAAGGGGACUGUUGUUCUGAUUGUCUAGGCAGGAACUCUGGGAAUCUGUGAGACAGCCACUUGCUUCUAAAAUCAUUGGAUCCUGCUUCAAGGGAACUUUGAAGUACUGUUUGUUUUGGCUCUAAAGAACCUUGUGAGCUGGAGAAAUUACAGAAGGGAGCCCUUGUA
This is a messenger RNA of Terrapene triunguis (Three-toed box turtle), 478 nucleotides long. RefSeq names its product antimicrobial peptide THP1-like. Gene Ontology annotation, cellular component: extracellular region. The record is from RefSeq and is a predicted model, not a curated record. Lineage: Eukaryota; Metazoa; Chordata; Testudines; Emydidae. The transcript has 3 exons. Bases 40 to 330 code for a protein of 96 amino acids. Gene Ontology annotation, biological process: defense response.